UGCACGAAGAAGGAACUCCUCCACAUUAACCGUGAUGGCGAGUAAAUCCUGGCUCGUGCACGAAGUUGCAUUACUGCUGCUCUACAUAGCCAGCAGGGAGAAUACGCUGUGUGAUGGAUUCACAGUGGACCCUCCUGAGGACAUUAUGAUAUUAGACCCUGGUUAUCUUGGAUAUCUUGACAUUACAUGGAGCCCCCCAGCCAGCUUGAUUAACAUGACUGAGUGCCAAAAACUCUACCAUGUGGAUUACUUCAACACUUACAUGGGCAGCUGGAGUGCUGUCAGGACACCCAGGAUGAAGUACAGUGCCCAGUUUGACCUGAUGAAAGAUAUCAGAGUGAGAGUGUACACCUUACUGAGUGGACCCUGCACCAAUGGUACCUUGGUCAAGAGCACAAACUACGCUGAAUUGGUCCAGAAACCUCCUGGCACAGGUGUUGCAGGUACAGCAGUCCAAAAUUUUGUCUGUGUGUACUAUAACAUGAACUACAUGGAGUGCAAGUGGGACAGAGGCCCAAAGACACCAGCAAACGAGCAGCACAAAAUGUAUUUCUGGAACAAGGAAUUUGAGGAGGUAGAAGAGUGCCCUAAAUAUAUGGUAUCAAAUGGAUAUAGGAGUGGCUGUGACUUCACAGGGAUAUCUCUGCCAGAUUUCUCUGAUAUCAUCUUCUGUGUGAAUGGCUCCUCUGAUGAAGGGCCUCUGAAGCCGACAUACAUUGCUCUGCAAAUCCAAAACCACGUGAAGCCUGAUACUACAGAGAAGCUGCAUCUUGAAACAGGUCCAGACAAGGAGUUGGAGCUUUACUGGGAACGUCCUGUCGGCCGGAUUCCCGGACACUGUCUUGAAUGGGAGGUGGAGCACAAUCAGGAGGGACCUGAUGGAAAAAUUGCAUUGGAGAACAUUUACACCAAACAGAUGAGCCUCACUCUGCCCUCCAUCCACAACCAGAGAACCUGCUUCAGGGUUCGUUCCAGAUUGCAUAAAUAUUGUGCAAACAGAGGAUUUUGGAGUGAGUGGAGCCAUCAGACAUGCAAUCCAGAAGUACCAGAAGUGCCCGCUGAACCAGAAUUGGACUUUGUACCUGCGUAUGUGUGCAUCGCGGUUGCCAUCAUUGCUGUUCUGGUGCUGUCAUUAUGUGUUGGGGCAGUGAUUAGUGUGAGGAGGUCAAGACAAGAGAAAUGGCCCAAUCCUCUGCUCAACCUUUUUGCCAGAAAUUCAUCCUCUUGGGGACAGGAAACUAAAAACACCAGAAGAAUGUGAAUGAUCACCUCUCACAGCACACCUUCGUCAGGUGUUAGAUUCCCCCCCUCCUCAUACUGGUACUGCAGGGUCUCUGAAUGCAAAUCACACACUGGAACUGCCAAAGGUCCCACACAGUUCUCACAUGAUAUUAUAAACACUUGUUGCACCUUUCUGAAGAUAUUUCUCAUUAGGCUGAAUGAUACAGAAACUACAGUACUAGAAUAUUCCAACAUGAUUUACUACCUUUAUAUUUAUAUUCUUUUACAUUUAUGUAGCCAUUAUUUGAAAUGUUAAAAGAAGUUUUUAUAGAGAAAAUGUUUGUUUUUGUUCUCUGUUAACAAUUUUCUCCAAUACUUGCCAGCUGACGAGUCAGCGUUUAUUACUCCAGAAGUAUUACGUACUCCCUGGGUAUUAGGUUUCGAUGUUGUACUGUUUGCCACAUUGCUUGCCAUUGCAUUUAAAAAGCACAUCUACUUGAUUUUGUGGAAGAAUUUGACCUUUUACUUUUUGCCUCGUCUUACAAGUUUGCUCCGACAAUAAUGAUUUUAUUAUUGAGAGGGAAGCCAGUUUGAAGAGAUAAUUAUGUAAUUGCUUCAUUUGAUGUGGAUUAUAUGUGUCUUUUUUGCACACUACAAAAGGUGUGAAGUCUUUCUUACCUAUGUAUACUGGAAUGAAUGGGGUUUUGUUUAUAAGAAGAAAUGAAGGUGUCAAGAGUUUGAAAUACCAUGACACCUUAAUGUUAAGAAGUCUAAAUUGUAAUUCAUUAUGGAUGUAAAAAAAUGUUAAAGAAAAUUUCAAAGUAUGUUUGUUUAAAGUUUAUGUCUAAUAUUACAUCAAAUGCAAAAAAAAUCAUUGACUUUUGAAUAUAGAAUUGUGUUAAAUUGUUCACAUAGGGUUGAAUCUGCUUUAUGAAACAGAUGUGGAGUAAAUAA
Molecule: messenger RNA, 2175 nt
Organism: Notolabrus celidotus (New Zealand spotty)
Lineage: Eukaryota; Metazoa; Chordata; Actinopteri; Labriformes; Labridae
Gene: il13ra2
Product: interleukin 13 receptor, alpha 2
Biological process (GO): cytokine-mediated signaling pathway
Cellular component (GO): external side of plasma membrane
Molecular function (GO): protein binding; cytokine receptor activity
Source: RefSeq, a predicted model, not a curated record